CGCAGCUCACUCGUCCCUCUUUCCAUUGCCUCACAAACAUCUCCAGUCAAUCUUUUUCAACUGCGAUGGCCUUGCCUCAUCGACGUAAAUCGUACCCUACAUACUUACGCGUACCCCCCCAGCUCCACCACUUCCCUCCCACCUUGACGCGCCCCUCCCUCUCAUACACCAUGGUACCUGGGAGGCUCCCCUCCCGCAAAGCCUUACUCUCCCCACCCCACGAGGGGCCCCGUUGGAACCAUGUUCAUCUCUCUUUCUCCCAAUGCGGAAACAGUCCUGUUUGCGGUUCUCUCCUGGCGGAGGCCGUCUUUGCCGUAGGGCCGCCCGUUCAACAAUGAACCGACUAUGGUGGAUGGACCAUGGCCCAUCUGCCAUCUCGGCCCAAACCUUGACGCCUAUUCCUAUCUCGUCCUGGCUCGUCGUCGCCGUCGUUCCAGUCCUUGUCACCUUUCCACUCUCGCUUCUCUUCUUUCGAUUCUCCAGAGAUACUUGUACCGCGCGCUUGCAAUGCUUGAUUUUUUUUUAACCUUUCCUCCUAGGCACUCUCUGGCUUGAUUUCUAGCUCGUCCCCCCCGCCAUCCGCCUCCUUCACGUGUGCCAAGGAAGGCCGUUGAAAGUGCUUCCCUGCUCCUCGACUGGCGACUCCUUGCCUGCUUUCUUCGGCCACGGACCUCCACUUUCGUCCGAUCUUCGACUUGCCUUGGGCGUUGUUGUUGCAUGUUCGAAACAACCUUGCCAAACGGCGGCCGACGUUGACACUUUGUCCCCGUUCAUCUGCUGUAACAUCGUGUUUCUGUCAUACUGGCCAGGCCAUUCUUCAUCCACUCCCAUAUCCACAUUGUACAGACAGACAGUUACUCAACCCAAGACUGUGUCGCGGCUGACUCUGCUCGACUGACCGGCCCGCAAGCCGAACAUGCCCGAAUCCGACGACAUUGUCUACGCCGAAACCCGGCCGUCCUCCUCCAUAGAAGACUCCGAUCUUGACCAUGAACACAAGGAGCCACUACUGCCAGGCUCGGCGUCGGUGUCGCAAAGGAGGGGUCGGGGGACCAUCGUCGCAUGGCUCAGGGGCAGACCUCGGUCGUUGCUGAGAAGGUUCCGUCGUCAGCCUCGAUCUCUUCCCCGGUUGCUGCUGCGGUACACGUUCUUGUUCGUCCUCUUUGUCCUCACGGCGACACCCAUCUUCUUCCCGUCGUACACGCGCCAUCCGAAGCACUACAAGGAUCUGAGAAAGCGCUGUCUGGUGUCGGACAGCUUGUCCGGCUGCGCGAACCUACGGAAUGAAAAGGUCUUCAUUGCCGUCAGCCUGUUCGACCCCGAAGGCAAGAUCACCGGAGGGGAGUGGGCGAAAAACGUAUUGGAUUUGAUCCACAUGAUCGGGGAGGACAACACGUUCCUGAGCAUAUACGAGAACGACAGUGGUGAUCUGGGCGCGGCAGCGUUGGACGAGUUCAAGAAGAACGUGCCAUGCAAGCACAGGAUCGUCAGCGAGGGCCAAGUCGACUACAGCGCGUUCCCUCACGUCACGCUACCCGACGGAUCGCAACGGCUGAAGCGCCUGGCCUACCUGUCGGAGAUGCGCAACCGCGCGCUCUACCCGCUAGACCAGUCCGGCCAAGACCCCAAAGUCGGCACGGUAAAGUACGACAAGAUCCUGUUCCUCAACGACGCGCUCUUUGCGCCCGUCGACGCUGCCCACCUGCUCUUCAACACCAACGCCGGCGAAGACGGCCGCGCCCACUACCUCUCGGCAUGCUCCCUCGACUACGACUGGAACCCGUUCCUCGAGUACGACCUCUACGCCCAGCGCGACGCCGAAGGGUACUCGAACGGCAUCCCCAUCUUCCCCUACUUCACCGGCCAGGGCAAGGCCGUCUCGCGCAGGGCAAUGGUGUCGCAGACGGAUGCCGUGCCGGUCAAGAGCUGCUGGGGUGGCAUGGUGGCGAUGCAGGCGAAGUGGGUGCAGAACGUGGACGAGAAGAUGCCGACCAAGGACUGGCAGGCCGUGGCGCACCACGUCAUCGACCCGGACCACCCGCACAACGUGACGGCGCCGGUGCGCUUCCGGUACGAGCCCGAGCUGUACUUUGACGCCUGCGAGUGCUGCCUGUUCCUCGCCGACGUGACGACCGUUGCGGACAAGGCGGGCGAGCCUGACAUGGGCGUGUUCGUGAACCCCUACGUGCGCGUGGCGUACCGCAAGCGGACGCAGCGUCUCGAGCCGCUGGUCCGCCGGUGGGAGCGGCUCUUGGCCCUGCCGCAGGCCAUCAUCACCCACUUCUCGCGGUUUCCAACGCCCAACCCGCACCGCCAGGUCGUCGAGGGCCAGCGGUUCACCGAGGAGAUCUACCAGCGGCGCGAAGGGUGGAAGAUGGUGGAGCGGACGGGGCGCAACGGCAUGUUCUGCGGGGUCCGGGAGAUGCAGCUCAUCAAAGAGGGACCUCGCAACGGGCGCAACUGGGAGAACAAUUACGACAUACCGUGGGACAAGCAGACGUUGAACUUUCCCCUCUAAUGGAGGUGGUGGAAUUGGAGGGCCAUAUGACGACACGGCGCAUCGGAUGGGUUGGCUUUGGGGGCGCAUCAUCAGCAUUGAGUUCUCGGGCGCUUGGAUUAUUGGGCGGUGUUGAGAAACCGGUUGAUUCAGAAGGGAGAAAGGGAGAGAGAGAGAGAGACGGACGAAGUUGUCGGUCAGGGGCGAGGGGAGACCCCUGGGUCGAGCUGCCGUGGUUGGGCGCACUUUGAUGAUACCACUUUCGUUGACAUGGGUUGCUUUUUGUCUCCUUCAGGUUCUGUUCUGGUUUGGGCCUCCUUCUUUUGAAUACACUCCCCACAUGUUGGGGUUCCUAUAACCCUGUUAUUGAACCGGACACCGUUUGCUACCUAAUGAGGCUCAUGGCGAGGUAACACAAGCUGUAGAACGUCAGCCAGGUGAGUCCGUUGGCC
This is a messenger RNA of Colletotrichum destructivum, 2949 nucleotides long. Its product is annotated as Putative mannosyltransferase 1, CMT1. The transcript is spliced from 2 exons. The coding region runs from base 917 to 2518 and encodes 533 amino acids. NCBI's taxonomy places the organism in Eukaryota, Fungi, Ascomycota, Sordariomycetes, Glomerellales, Glomerellaceae. The record is from RefSeq and is a predicted model, not a curated record.